AAAAGGGAUGCGUCACUCUCCAAAUGCUUGCUCUAUAUAGAGAUAAUAAUGUGGAGGAAAUUGUUUGUUGCUGCAAGAGGUUGCGUUUUUCAAGCUAGAAUGGCGACGUUCGAACUUUAUCGUAGGUCGACGAUCGGAAACUGCCUCACUGAGACUUUGGAUGAGAUGGUUCAGAAUGGAACUCUUAGUCCUGAGCUUGCGAUUCAGGUUCUUGUUCAGUUCGAUAAGUCUAUGACUGAAGCUCUGGAAACACAAGUUAAGAGCAAGGUCUCUAUCAAGCCUUUUGCUCUAUACUAUCUCAAUUUUCCAUCUCUUUUUAAGAGAGUGGGCUGAAACUAAGUAGACUAUUGCUGGAUAGCGAGGCUGUAGACUAUUUAUGUCUCAUGUUAAUGAUGAAAACUGUGGCUUGUUCAUGUAACAGUUUAAGAUGAUUAGAUAAUUUAAUGAGAAUGGAGUUUUGUGAUUUAGCACCACUGUAUUGCAUGGAUGCUUUUAAUGCAUAUUGAAAUGACACUGUUUCUUGUUUUUUUAGAAUAUAUAGAAUAUUGAUAUUGAUUUGACUGUGGGCUGCCAUUUCAUGUUGUUGGUGUGUUUAGUAGCUUGAGUUGUGAAUCAACCAAGACUUCUAAACAUCUUUUUAUUGUUUGUAUUACAUAUGUGGUUUUGAUUUGUAGUUUAUGAUUUUUUGCUGAAGCCAAGUCUCUAAUUAAUGGACGUAAUUAAUUACCUUUUUUUUUUCUUUCCCAUGGGUGUUCAUUUUCUUUUCAC
Trifolium pratense (red clover) is the source of this 768-nucleotide messenger RNA. RefSeq names its product transcription initiation factor IIA subunit 2. Gene Ontology annotation, molecular function: TBP-class protein binding; RNA polymerase II general transcription initiation factor activity. The record is from RefSeq and is a predicted model, not a curated record. Gene Ontology annotation, biological process: RNA polymerase II preinitiation complex assembly; transcription initiation at RNA polymerase II promoter. Lineage: Eukaryota; Viridiplantae; Streptophyta; Magnoliopsida; Fabales; Fabaceae. Gene Ontology annotation, cellular component: transcription factor TFIIA complex. The transcript has 4 exons. Bases 49 to 333 code for a protein of 94 amino acids.